This is a messenger RNA of Phasianus colchicus (ring-necked pheasant), 1988 nucleotides long. It is a transcript of the gene PGAP3, whose product is annotated as post-GPI attachment to proteins phospholipase 3. Gene Ontology annotation, molecular function: hydrolase activity, acting on ester bonds. Gene Ontology annotation, cellular component: endoplasmic reticulum membrane. Gene Ontology annotation, biological process: GPI anchor biosynthetic process. NCBI's taxonomy places the organism in Eukaryota, Metazoa, Chordata, Aves, Galliformes, Phasianidae. The record is from RefSeq and is a predicted model, not a curated record.
CCCCGCUGCCCGCCCAUUGGCUGCGGAGCCCGGAGACCCCGCCCCUUCCGGGCCACGCCCACGUGGUGACCACGCCCACGUGUCGCGCAGGCUCCUCCUCUGCACGUGGAGGCGGGGCAGAACUGGGAGCACUGGGAUAUACUGGGAGCUCUGGGCCGUAGUGGGUGGGGGCUGAGAGGUGACUGGGCAGGUAGUUCUGUGCUGGGGAGCACCGGGCCGUGGUGAGACUGGACUGGGGGGGUCACUGGUUCCUGAGUGGGACCAUACUGGGAGCACUGGGAUGGACGGGGAGGCACUGGGCCAUGCUGGGGUCAGGUUGGAAGGUUGCUGGUCUAUUCCGGGGGAACACUGAGCCAUACUGGAGCAUGCAGAGCUGUGCUGGGAGGCACAGUGCCAUAAUGGGGGGUAUUGGGAUGUACUGGGGAGGUGCUGCACCCCACUGGGCCGUCCUGGAAGGGGCACUGGGCUGUACUGGGGAAACUUAGAGCCAUCCUGGACGCUUCUCCUUGGCCAUGGCAAAUGGGUGUCCUGACGCCCACUGGCCUGACAAGGGACUGGAGGGGGUGCAGGGAGGAGGGACACCCUGAGCUCCACCCUGGGACCCUCCGCUCCCCAUCCCCAGGCUGGACGUGCCACGAUGACUGCAAGUAUGAGUGCAUGUGGCACACAGUGCGGCUCUACGUGCAGGGCGGCCGCCGCGUGCCGCAGUUCCAUGGCAAGGAGCCAGCCUCUGCCUUCGCCUCCCUCCUCAACGGCCUGGCCAGCUUCCUGAUGCUGCUGCGCUACAAAGCUGCCGUGCCCCCCACCUCCCCCAUGUACCCCACCUGCGUCGCCUUUGCUUGGGUCUCUGUCAAUGCCUGGUUCUGGUCUACCGUCUUCCACACGCGGGACACGGCUCUGACAGAGAAACUCGACUACUUCUGCGCCUCAGCCGUUGUCCUGCACUCCGUGUACCUGUGCUGGGUCAGGACAAUGGGGCUGCGGCGGCCGGCCUUAAUUGGCAUCUUCAGAGCCUUCCUCCUCCUCUUCCUCGCCUGCCACAUCUCCUACCUGACGCUCGUCCGCUUUGACUACGGCUACAACAUGGCUGCAAAUGUGGCCAUCGGGCUCCUCAACCUGCUGUGGUGGCUGUGGUGGUGCCUGCGGAACCGCCCCCGCCUGCCCCACGUCUGGAAGUGUGCAGUGGUGGUGCUGCUGCUGCAGGCGGGGGCUCUGCUCGAGCUCCUUGACUUCCCUCCUCUCUUCUGGGUGCUGGACGCCCACGCCCUCUGGCACAUCAGCACCGUGCCCCUCAACAUCCUCUUUUACAGCUUCCUGGUGGAUGACAGCCUCUACCUCCUGAAGGCCAACUCGGACCUCUCCAAAGUGGACUAGAGCAGCAGGGGGGGAUGAAACACUGCAUGCCCCCCCAGGGCCCUGCCCCUACAUGUGCCAAACAAAUUCCUCCCUCCCCCUCCCCAUACCCCCUGGCCGUGGACUCCCUCUUCCCCCUGCCUUCUGAGAUGUGCUUUCCUUUCUAUCACUCUGUCCUGUGUGGGGGCCGAGAGCCCCUCUCUGGGAGAAGUUGGGGGGACUGGACCCCCUUGGCUGCUGAUGCUGAGCCAAUUUCUCCUGCUGUGGAUCCCGUGAGGUGGCAGUGGCUGCUUUGGCUGCGCUGCUACCAGGUGUGGGGGGGGAAAUGUGGGUGUCUGGGGGAGGCUGAGCACAGAAGGGGUCCCCUGGAGGGGUGUGAUAUGGUGCCUGGGUAUGCUGGUGCCUGGGGGACGGGGGAGGGAUGCUGCCUUGCCCAGCCCUGCUUGCUGCUGGGUGGCUUUUUGGUGGAGGGGGGACAGUGCAAUGUGUGGGGUCAGAGCGGUGCCUUGGGGUGGGGGGGUGACCCCUGUGCAGCCCUUGGGGAGCGCCCUGGGGCUGUGCCCCCCACCCAGCAGGGUGCAGCCCCCCAGCAGGGUGUGCCCUGUGCUGUGAAUAAAGCUGGAAUUCAAUCUGUA